AUGCGCUUUUCUCUCCUUUUUGCAAUUUGCACUUUCAUUCUUUUCUUACUGGAGCCUUUGGCUUGCCAGGGCCACUUCCUGCACUCGGCCAGGCGGCAGCAGGACCUCCAGCAGCACCGAUAUGACGGCUAUUCAAGUUCAGGAUUUGAAGACGCGGAGGCCGCCCACGCCCGAGCCAAAGAAGAGCUUGCCCAGAGCCUCGGACUUGUCCAAAUAGAAGAAGAAGGCCCCAUUUUGCAUCAAGAGGCUGCGGGAAACGCGAGCGAAGCGGCGGAGUGGUACUCCCACGUCCUGGGGAAACUUGAACGCAUCACCAGACACGAAGACGGCGGCCCCGAAUGGAUGAGCAUCACCCUCGACCCAGACUCUGGCAAUACUGAAGAGGGGGCCCUCCAGAGCUCGCCUUGGGGCUUCAUGGGGGCCCCCAGGCACUCCCCGCGGUUCCGCCCAGUACUGCAAGAUGAGCCCGCGGGCCUGCAGUCGGCGCUGCAGCUCGCAGCUGGCGAAGCCCCAGAAAGCAAAGACAAGAAAGAACAUGCAGAAACAGCUGCUGCUGCGGUUUCCCCGCACAAAGGGGCCGCGGAAGACAGCGAGAAGCGGCAAAGUUCAAGUCCGAGCGGCUCCCACGGAAGCUCCGCAGUGGCCGUCGCUGGCGGAGAUCUUGUGAAGGGCGUGGGAGUUUUUCAAGUUAUAGAAGACGAAAACGCCUUAGACGCGGACUCUAUUGUGACAAUAAUGUACAAUUUUCCGCUGGAAACGAUGGAAAGCAAGCAGAUCGCGUUUGUGGUGGUGGCGCUGCCGCCCAAGUACACGGCGCGGAAGAGCGGCUGGAUCUGCAGCUCUGAGGACCCCGAAGUGCCUCCUUUGAAGUGUUCGACUCGGAAAGCCUACAUGAAGAACAGGCCGGGGAGUUUGAGCACUUUCGUGACGAUUUCGAGUGCAGAGGGGGCGCGGAGUUUGCCGCUGGGGCGGCACUCGUUUCGGCUCGCCGUGCAUACUCCGGACGAGUCGCUGUCGGUUGUGAAUCCCGCGAACUGGUGGUUUGCGACUUUUCGCUUCACGGGGGGCCACGCCAUCACGAAGCACUGGGAGAACCGGAAGCUGAUCAGCAAGCGGGGCUGCAUCUGGGGCGAAUGGCGGCAGGAAACGCCGUGCAGCACGACCUGCGGGGGCGGCUUCGAAGUGUGGACGCGGAGUUUGUAUUCGGGGGAAAGCGAGGAGGCGUGCGGGGGGGCUUUCAUGAAGCGGAAGUGCCAGGUGGAGGCGUGCAGCCUGAACUGCCAGCUGGGCGCGUGGGAAACGAUGGCGGACUGCACCAAGAGCUGCGAAGCGAGCGACAGCACGGCAUUUAAAAUUCGCAUUCGAAAAGUCCUCAUGGAAAGGCAGGGCUGGGGCCGCGCGUGCGCAGACAUGCACCCCUGGGACGCGGAGUUGGGCGUGGGCUGGAGCGAGAAGAUGCAGGCAGUAGUGAGUCUCGCGCCGUGCGCAGCCAAGUUCAAAAAGGCCUGUCCAGAGCUGCUGGGCUGCAGAGUGGAAGAAAGCAACAGCCGCAGCAUUCCCGACGCCUUUCCCUGGGGCGCCUGCCCGUUCCCCUGCGGGGGCUUCGGGCGCAUCACUUCGCUGGUGCAAGUGGCCAACGGGAUCCCGCGGUGGAUAGGCGAGCAGCAGUUUCCGGAAAGCUUUCAAAUUCCCUGCAGAGCCGACAAAGAACCACUGGUCACCACCCGCGCAUGCAACACCCAGCCCUGCGAAGACUGCGCAGUCUACAUUGAGAACCCCAUCUUCGGCAGAGCCACUCGCGCCUGGAUCUUCUUCUUGCCCACCACAGAGGCCGACAGUGCGGAGGUCACUGCGCCCCGCGGUGUCCGCAUCGUUUCGCCCGCUGCUGCUGCUGCUGCUGCUACUGCGGGGGGCCGCGGCGAGCCGCAGCAGCCGCGGCCCUUCAAGGUCUCGCCGCUCUCCUCCGUGCUGCCCCCGGCCGUCGGCGCCGCCCGCAGCCUCCCAGAUGUUGCUGCUGCUGCUGCUUCGCCGCAGCAGCUGCUGUCCUACAGAGAGCAGUUGGGGACUUGUGAAAAUACUGCAACUUCCUUCGGCCCCAUCAGCAGCUGCACUGUUGCCCCGUCCAGACACUACGCGGGCGCGGAGGCUGCGCUGCUGCGGCUCUCCGCGGUGAUCGAGCCAGCAGCAGACGAGCACGGCGCCGCCCCCCACCCCCGCAGCAGCAGCAGCAGCAGCAGCAGCAGCAGCAGCAGCAGGCGGCCGCAGUGGUUCGCGCUGCCGGUGGUGCUGGGGCAGCGGGAGGACAUGGAAGACGCGGGGAACUUUUACUUGUGGCUGACGCGCAGCAAAUUCCCCAACGACCCCGAAGUCUUCAAGUGCCACAUGCGAACGAAGUUGCUGCUGCCGCGGCGCUGCAAGUUCAGCUACAGGCCCAAAAAGCCCCAAGACUGCAUGCAGUGUUUGCCGGGAGCAGCAAAGCCCAUUGAGACUUACCGGAGGUUUUUGCCCAGCGAGCACGGCGGCAGCUGCGACAUUCCCCACGAGCUGCAGCAGCAGCAGGAAGUCCUCGUCACCACCAGUUGCGCCAAGAGCUGCAGCCAGCUCGGGCAGAAGCAGCUCGCUGCAGCAGUCGCUGCAGCAGCGGCUGGAGAAGCAGCAGCAGCAGCAGCAGCAGAGGAAGCGGCGGCGGAAUCCAAAGGCGCCCCCGGCGCCAAAUUCCCCUCCAGCCUCCGCAGAAUCAACAGAAGAGAUCUGGCAAACAUGGUGGCCCAAAAAAGAGCUGCAGCAGCAGCAGCAGCAGCAGCGCCAGCAGCAGCAACAGCAGCAGCACCAGCAGCUGAAGGGGAGGUUCGGCUGCCCGUCGAUGACAAAACGAUGCCUCUUAUUGGCAAAACUCAGCCGACCCCCGAGGAGGAGAAGGGGCAGCAGCAGCAAGAGCGGCAGCAGCAACAGCAAGGAGAAGCUGCAGCAAAAGGCCCCACUGAGGCAGUUCACGCAGAAGAAAAAGCUGCGAAGGAGCCAUCAACAGAAGCGGGGACUCGAGAAGAAGCAAAGGCACCCCAAGAAGCAGCAGCAGCACCAGCAGCACCAGCAGCAGAAGCAGCGCCAGCAGCAGCACCCGCAGAACCAGCACCAGCAGAACCAGCAACAGCAACAACAACAGCAGCGCCAACAGCACCAGCACCAACAACAGCAGCACCAACAGCAGCAGCGCCAGCAGCAACAGCGCCAGCAGCAGCAGCACCGGCAGCAGCAGCACCAGCAGAAGAAGAAGCACCUCACCCUCCGUCAACAGCACAAAAGGCAGGUGAAGGAGCUGCUGCAGCUGCUCCGGCUGCUGCUGCUGCAGAGCCAGAAACUGCAGCAGCAGAAUCGGCAGCAGCAACAGCAGCUGAGUCAGCAGCAGAGGGCAGCGAAGCCGAGAGCGCUUCUGAAGGUCCAGCAGCAUCAGCUGCAGCAGAGAAGCCCGCUGCUGCUCCUGCUGCAGCUCCUGCUGCAGCUCUUGCUGCUGCUGCUGGAGAGGAAGGGGAGGAAGAAGCAGCAGCUGAAGAAGGUGAAAAAGAGACGCCAGAGAAAACAGCAGAAGAAGCAGCAGAGAGCAGCGCCGAAGAGUCGGAGGGCCAGAAGGGAGCAGCAAGUGAAGCGGAAGAGCAGCAGCAGCAGCAGCAGCAGCAGGCGGAAGCGCCGGAAAAGGAAAAGGCAGCAGAGUCAGAAGCGCAGGAAGAAGAAGAACAAGAAGAAAACACUUCAGAAUAA
Messenger RNA from Eimeria tenella, 3756 nucleotides. RefSeq names its product Tsp1 domain-containing protein TSP12 (Precursor),related, related. The coding region runs from base 1 to 3756 and encodes 1251 amino acids. The record is from RefSeq and is a predicted model, not a curated record. The transcript has a single exon. NCBI's taxonomy places the organism in Eukaryota, Apicomplexa, Conoidasida, Eucoccidiorida, Eimeriidae.